CUGGGACACAGGAAGUGAAGAUAGCUGAAGCUAAACCAGGAACUCAGAGUCAGCCACAGUCCAAAGCUGUUGCUACCAACAGGUGCCUGAGCAAAAAGCAGCAAAUUUGCCCACAGGAGCUGGGGCACCUUCAAGAUGUGGAAAGCAGCCGUGGGACAUGACGUGUCAGUGAAGGUUGAGGCUCAGGGAGACGACUGGGACACUGACCCUGACUUCGUGAACGACAUCUCCGAGAAGGAGCAGCGCUGGGGAGCGAAGACCAUCGAGGGCUCCGGCCGCGCCGAGCACAUCGACAUCCACCAGCUGAGGAACAAGGUGUCAGAGGAACAUGAAGUUGCCAAGAAGAAGGAGCUGGAGACUGGCCCCAAGGCCUCCUAUGGUUACGGGGGCAAAUUUGGAACAGAGAGGGACCGAAUGGAUAAGUGUGCAGUGGGCCACGAGUACAUUGCCGAUGUUGGGAAGCACUCCUCGCAGAUAGAUGCAGCCCAAGGCUUUGGGGGGAAGUAUGGAGUCCAGCGGGACCGGGCUGACAAGUCAGCACUGGGGUUUGAAUACAAAGGUGAGGUGGAGAAACACUCAUCCCAGAAAGAUUACUCCAAGGGUUUUGGUGGCCGCUAUGGUUUGGAGAGGGAUAAGGUGGAUAAAGCAGCGGUGGGAUUCGACUACAAGAGCCAGGCAGAGAAGCACGACUCUCAGAAAGACUAUUCUGUGGGCUUUGGUGGGAAGUUUGGGGUCCAGAGAGAUCGUCAGGACAAGAGUGCCCUUGGCUGGGACCAUCAGGAGGAAGUGCAGCCUCAUCCGUCCCAAACAGACUAUGCCAAGGGAUUUGGAGGUCGUUACGGGGUCCAGAAGGACAGAGUAGAUAAGAGUGCUGCUGGCUUCAGUGAGAUGGCUGCUCCCACCUCCUGCUAUGAGAACACGAGACCCCUGGAGGCAGGAGCUUCCAGUGGCACCAGCAGCCUGCGGUCACGAUUUGAGAACAUGGCUAAGACAGCAGAGGAGGAGAGGAGGCAGGCAGAGGGGGACCGGGGGAGGCGGCACGGUCGGGAGUGCCUGGCAGCUCGGUGGAAGGAAGUCCCACAAAGAGAGAAGGAUCACACAGACGCAGCCUCCGCCACUGUGCCAACAGGGGUGCCCAGGAGUGCUGAGCAAGACAGAGCUGUGUCACAAGAAGAGGUGGCAAGGCAGGAGACAAAAAACAAGGAUGAGGAAGCAUCACCUGCUUUGCCACCAAGGCCAGCAGAUCUGGGUGAAGAACUGUGCAGGAACCCCAGCCAGGAUGAGCCAAUCUACAGUGAAAGUUUGGGUGCUGGUGAAGACUAUGAGGAGCUGCCAGAGCCCUCUGACUACUGUGACAGUACCAGUGGAGGUGCUGACUAUGAGGAGCUGCCAGCCCCCUUGGGAAAGAAUGCCAUCUAUGACUACGGAGGAGAUGGAGAUGAGGACUAUGAGAACAUCCUUCCUGAGGAGCCCAGCCAGAGCCAGCAGCUUGUUGGGGAAAUGGACAAUGUUUAUGGUGUGGAGAACCCUGGGACCUGUGCAGUGGCUCUCUAUGAUUACCAAGGAGAUGGCGAUGAUGAGAUUUAUUUUGAUGCUGAUGACAUAAUCACACACAUCGAGAUGGUAGAUGAAGGCUGGUGGCAGGGGCAAUGCCGGGGCAAAAUAGGCCUCUUUCCAGCAAAUUAUGUGAGGCUUCUCCAGUGAAACCAGCACUGUCCAAGGAGCUUCUGUCCAAACUUUGGCAUUUCUCUGCUUCAGGCUUUGCAUGCUAUUGGCUUGGUUUGGCUUGGCCUGGGGUGACUGCGUGAAAGAAAUACAGAGAAACAAACUGGCAGUGUCUGUUUCAGCCUGUGCCCAAAAGGGCUUUGGUUCCCCUCCACUUCCAGAUGGGAAAGGUGGGAUGUUUUAAGUGCAUGUGAGUGCAGUAUAAGACAUCUUUUCUGCCAGUUUAAUUAACAAGUUACUUGUUGGAGGGUGGUGGCUACAGCCUCCUUAUCUAAAGAAUGCUGCUUUUAUUUACAAUAUCCUGUGUAUCUGACACUGUUUGGAGAAGAAAGGGUUGCAUAACCUGAAGGUACAUAAACUUCAUAACUGCCCCCUUUGGGCAGAAUUCAUCCAGGCAGCGUCUGUCACUCCUGUGCUCUCCCUCAUAGCUGUACUA
Molecule: messenger RNA, 2161 nt
Organism: Melopsittacus undulatus (budgerigar)
Lineage: Eukaryota; Metazoa; Chordata; Aves; Psittaciformes; Psittaculidae
Product: hematopoietic lineage cell-specific protein
Exons: 15
Coding region: 136-1704 (522 amino acids)
Biological process (GO): regulation of actin filament polymerization
Cellular component (GO): plasma membrane; site of polarized growth; cortical actin cytoskeleton
Molecular function (GO): actin filament binding
Source: RefSeq, a predicted model, not a curated record